This is a messenger RNA of Ceratina calcarata, 2020 nucleotides long. RefSeq names its product beta-1,4-mannosyl-glycoprotein 4-beta-N-acetylglucosaminyltransferase (gene Mgat3). The record is from RefSeq and is a predicted model, not a curated record. The transcript has 3 exons. Gene Ontology annotation, biological process: N-acetylglucosamine metabolic process. The coding region runs from base 566 to 1858 and encodes 430 amino acids. Gene Ontology annotation, cellular component: membrane. NCBI's taxonomy places the organism in Eukaryota, Metazoa, Arthropoda, Insecta, Hymenoptera, Apidae. Gene Ontology annotation, molecular function: beta-1,4-mannosylglycoprotein 4-beta-N-acetylglucosaminyltransferase activity.
AAAAGAGGUUGCGUAGCGCACUCGGGCGUGGUUUUUCAACUGGUUGGUCUCAGGCAGGCUGCACCCGGCGUGCAGCAGCAGCUGCCCCGAAGAAAGCAGUGUGGAACGCCUUAAGUGGAACGGCUCCGUAUUUCACGCUAACAUUGGAUUUGAAGAGGUUGAAGAACAUGUGGCGUUACGCCGCGGAGAAGCCCACGGUUGAUGAAGAGAGACACGUUGUUUCGUUCAUCGUAAGAAGUCGUAGCGUGCGAUUGGGUGCCAUUUCAGAUUAAAUGGCACGACGAGGAGCGGUGACGUCACGGUUUAAACGUCACCACGCGAAGGCACACGCAUCGUCUGGCUACAUUGUGAGUUCAUACACCUUUACCAUAGAUACUAUGAAUCAUGCACGCAUACCUUGCGGCAAAACUGUCAUCGAAAACCGUUCAACGUACAUUUUACAAGUACGCAUUGAUCAUGUGCGUGGUUCGGGGCGGAGCUUCCUUUUAAUGAAAAUGUUAUGAUCAAAAUGAAAUUGUAUUUAAAAUGAGGAAUCAGACUUACUAAGAUAGAAAAGAGUAGUGCCAUGCAGCCCCGCCUAGAUGGGAAACUGGUCUUGCUGUACACGCUAUUGUUUCUCCAAGUUCUAAUUGUUAUGGUAUACGUCGCCACGACUCCGCCAUCCGAACUGACCGCGUCGAUGACCCAUACCUCCGUAUCAUUCGUGAAAUUUGAAGAACCACAGCAGGAACCUAAACAGCGACCAGCUGUUAGUAAAAAGAUUCCUAUCUACCAGACAAUCAACGGAGAGAUAACAAUAAACGAUGUGAAGACUUUCACGUUCUUCGAGGCAUACAAUCACACCGUUUGCUGGAAGCACGGUGUGGACGACCAGAAGAUGCGAAGCAGCGAGGACCUCGAGAAGUGCAUUUGCAUCCACGGUUGGCAUGGAUCCGACUGCGGUCAACCGGAGGUCGUGUGGCGUGCGAUCAUGGCUUCGAAACAAAACAUCGAGCUGAGACAUCGCAAACUGGCCAGGCGCAUUAUUCACACGUUUUUUCUAUACGAGUACAACUCGGCGAUCGCCGAGGUGAUAGUAGAAGAACUGUACGACGUGGUAGAUCUUUUCGUAAUCUGUGAUUUCAGUAAUGCGGAGGAGAACUUUCAUCAUAAGCUACUUAAGGGUUUGUUGCGACAGAGGCAAAAGAAGAUUUUAUACGUUAAUGUAGCGUCAAAACUGCACAAACCAGCGAGAGUGGUGUCUAAAUACGUUUGGGAGAAAUUGAAGACUGUUGUACGAAAUUUAAGGGACGACGAUAUACACAUAACGACUGAACCAGAACAGAUAUUAAACUCCAGGGCAUUAAUGUUCCUCAAGGUAUACAACGGGUGGCCGCAGCCCAUCGGUUUUAGAUUAAGAUGGUCCGUAUAUGGAUUCUUCUGGCAGCAUCCGCUGAAGACGACGAUCACGGUCGGCGCUUGUACGAUCGGAUUGAUGCGCGAAGCUUAUCAAUCAAAUUCUAUCAUGUUGGACCGACUGGAGGGAGGAGACUUGAGCGAAAGGGAUAGUCUAGGCCUAGUGAUAGGGGACUUGAAUCAUUACGGCGGAUGGUACUGCUAUCUGUGUCAGUCACCUUCGAACAUUAUAACUAGUUUACAAAAUAAAGUUAAAUCGAAGGAGAUUGAAAUCGAAAAGACUAUCGACGUACCGUUCAUCGAGGACCUAAUAGGAAGCGGAUUAUGGUUGGACGGGAAAACUACUCUUCUAAGAGUCUCGAAAUCUCGAGACCCUUACUUCGCGCCUGAAAUAAUACUUAACAAUACGUGGAAGUACGACUGGCUGGUAGAGAACUUUUACGCUAAAUUAGAUUAUUACUGACAUAUUGGUUACACCUGACUGUGAUAUUAACUCAUACUCGAUACUCAAUUAGAAAUUAUAUACCAUAUUCUACCGAAUUUAUAUACCGAAAUAAUACGUUGAACGAACUGUGAAUGUUAAAUGAUUUAUAUACAAGUACAUAUAACUUAUAAAGAAACUAUU